This is a messenger RNA of Blumeria graminis f. sp. triticale, 1005 nucleotides long. The record is from the annotation of a GenBank genome assembly. NCBI's taxonomy places the organism in Eukaryota, Fungi, Ascomycota, Leotiomycetes, Helotiales, Erysiphaceae.
UUGAGCAAAACGGUACUGCCAUUUAAAUUCCUUUACUUGCAGAGAUGGCAGGUGUCUGCAACAUUAUCAAGACUUGCUAGACUCCCCGGAGUUAUAUAUGGGGGGAAUUCCGCACUGCAAAUUUAUGAAGACUCACACAAAUCUCUCAAAAUGGCUCCCAUGGAAUCGCUAUCCAGCUCACGAAUCAAAUAUACCCGCACAGCCAAGAGAUUUGCUAUUUUGACGGGUGCAACACUCACUCAACGCUCCAACCAAUAUUUGACACGUCGCGGCCUGGUGGUUAACGAUGCGCAAAAAGUGACUCUGGGCAUAAUUGCUGCCUAUGUCGUAGUCAUUGCGCUCCUCUGGAAUAUACCCUACAUUCGCUGGUCGUUAUGGCCUUUUAAAAUGCUCACUAUUGCCUUCCACGAAUUUGGACAUGCCUUUGCGGCAUGUCUAACAGGUGGAAAAGUUAAAUCAAUCUCUCUAGAUCCACGCGAAGGAGGUGUGACGCACAUGGCCGGAGGAAUAAACUUCAUUACGCUCCCUGCAGGAUACUUGGGCUCUUCACUAAUCGGUGCCCUUUUCAUAUUUUGUGGCUUUAAUACAGUGGCAUCAAAAGUAGCCUCACUGGCCCUCGGCGUUUGUUUUCUACUCACACUUUGGUGGGCAAGGAAAGACUGGCUCACUAUACUUACCAUACUAAUGGCUGUCGGACUAAUUGUGUCGUGUUGGUUCAUAGCCCACGCCGAACCUCUGAGAUAUGUGGUUUUGUUCAUAGGAGUCAUGUCAGCUCUAUACAGCGUAUGGGAUAUUUGUGACGACUUGAUUCUUCGAAAAGUGAAUACCUCUGAUGCUAGUGUUUUCGCUCAGAGAUACGGAGGCUCCUCACAGUGCUGGGGAUUUUUGUGGUCUCUUAUUUCCUUAUCUCUCAUGGCUGGAGGGAUUAUAGCUGGGAUUGUCGCAUUUCCAGAAUCAGCCUCCCAGCAAAAGAUUGAUUCCGGAAAAUUUCUCCCUACUCGUUGA